AUGGCAGUGCGCUGUAAGGGGACUGAAACCUUGCGACAGGAGGUUGUCCAGAUGAAGACCAAAGGGAUGCCCCUUUCAGCCAUUGCAAGAGAAGCAUACACCGCUGAAGUGAUGCUUGAAAACCCAUUCAAGGUGGAAUUUGGUUUUCUUACACCAGGGCAAGUGUACUGUGCUGUGGCGAACUUCACAGCUGAGGGUGUACUGACCUCUUCUCCCCCGAGCCUCCCGCAGUGUGUUUACAUACCAGCAAAGCUCGAAAGCCUCAUCGUCAUAAUUGUGUGUGCUGUUCUCAUCGUUCUUGGCCUAGUAUUUUUUCUGGUCUGGAGAAAGUGUUCCUCUUCUGAACGUCCGCUGCCCAGAUCUUUGGCUUUACUUCGAGACCUGGAACUUCAGAAUGAGACUUUCAUUGACUCCAGUAAGGUUGCACCACACAACGAGAGCUCUGAGGGUGACCACGUUUCUGUUGUAUCCUUCUCUGACUUCACACUCAUGGACAACCAGUCAUCUUACUACAACACCCAAAGCCUGGGCAACGGCUAUUACACAAGCCCCAUCGUGCACAAUCCAGACUGCAUUGAGGAAUCUGUGGGGUCUGAAGAGUUGAGCACAGAAGUCCAACACGACGAGUGUCGUCUAUUAUCAUCACAUCCAGUUCUAGAGGCAGAGCAGGCAUGUCCACAUCAGAAUCAGUGUGAGGAGACUCCAAACAUCCCUCUGAGCUCAGUGCGAGUGAAACGUAUUCAACAGGACGAGACGUCAACUGAACACCCAGAGCAGUCUGAAGAUGUCAUAUGGGGAAAACUGAAUGUGAGACCAAUGGAAACAUCCAAGCAAAUUGAAACUCUUGAUGUUUUUUUCCAAAAGGUUGAAUACAACGUUUUUUAGACUCGAGAUAUGGAAUUGCUUUGGGUACAAUUUUUAAUACCCGCUUUUUUGGUGCUGUUAAUUUGUGAUAGUGUGAUUCUGCCCUUUCGCCCACUAACUAUUGUCAUUGCUAAAGUUGCAAUGAAUGGAAGUAGCGACAGAUCUUUUCUUCUGUAUUGUGAUGUACAUCUGAGUGUUAAUGCUUAAUGAAAAGUAAAG
Sinocyclocheilus rhinocerous is the source of this 1083-nucleotide messenger RNA. RefSeq lists its product as uncharacterized. Gene Ontology annotation, molecular function: cytokine receptor activity. Gene Ontology annotation, biological process: cytokine-mediated signaling pathway. The transcript has 4 exons. Lineage: Eukaryota; Metazoa; Chordata; Actinopteri; Cypriniformes; Cyprinidae. Gene Ontology annotation, cellular component: plasma membrane. The record is from RefSeq and is a predicted model, not a curated record. Bases 1 to 885 code for a protein of 294 amino acids.